This is a messenger RNA of Jaculus jaculus (lesser Egyptian jerboa), 5360 nucleotides long. RefSeq names its product cullin 7 (gene Cul7). Gene Ontology annotation, cellular component: Golgi apparatus. Gene Ontology annotation, molecular function: ubiquitin protein ligase binding. The transcript is spliced from 26 exons. The record is from RefSeq and is a predicted model, not a curated record. Bases 104 to 5299 code for a protein of 1731 amino acids. Gene Ontology annotation, biological process: ubiquitin-dependent protein catabolic process. NCBI's taxonomy places the organism in Eukaryota, Metazoa, Chordata, Mammalia, Rodentia, Dipodidae.
AUCGCCGCCAGCCUGCCUCGCCGCCAUCGCGCGCGCCGCGUCCCCUGGCUCUGCGAAGGACAGGCCUCGCGCCAGGACCCCGGCGGACUUCGGAGGUGCCAAGAUGGUGGGGGAACUGCGCUACAGGGAAUUCAGGGUGCCCCUAGGGCCCGGCUUGCACGCCUAUCCCGAUGAGCUGAUCCGCCAGCGGGUGGGUCACGACGGGCACCCCGAGUACCAGAUCCGUUGGCUCAUCCUCAGGCGUGGAGAUGAUGGGGAAGGGGACUCGAGCCAAGUGGACUGCAAGGCCGAACACAUCCUGCUGUGGAUGUCCGACGAUGAGAUCUAUGCCAACUGCCACAAGAUGCUGGGCGAGGAUGGCCAGGUCGUCGGGCCCUCUCAGGAGUCUGCAGAGGUUGGGGCCUUGGACAAAUCGGUGCUUGGCGAGAUGGAAACAGACGUGAAGUCCCUGAUUCAGAGGGCCCUUCGACAGCUGGAGGAGUGUGUGGGCACCGUCCCUCCUGCCCCUCUGCUUCACACUGUCCACGUGCUCAGCGCCUAUGCCAGCAUCGAGCCCCUCACUGGGGUCUUCAAAGACCCAAGGGUCCAGGAUUUGCUCAUGAGCAUGUUGAGCAGUCCGGAUUACCAAAUACGCUGGAGUGCGGGCCGGAUGAUUCAAGCCCUGUCCUCCCAUGAUGCUGGUGAGGGGCCGUUUGGGGAGGAAGGGAGAACAGGAGAGGGGCUGGGUCUGCUCAGGGCAUCACAGGACACUGUGGCAGGAGCCUCUGACGUCAUCAGGACCCGGACCCAGAUCCUUCUGUCACUGAGCCAACAAGAAGCUAUUGAGAAACAUCUGGAUUUUGACAGCCGCUGUGCUUUGCUAGCACUCUUUGCCCAGGCCACCCUCGCUGAGCAUCCCAUGUCUUUUGAGGGCAUCCAGCUGCCACAGGUGCCGGGAAGGCUGCUCUUCUCCCUGGUGAAGCGCUACUUGCAGGUCACUUCCCUCCUGGAUCGGCUGAAUGACAGUGCCGGGGAACCUGGUGCCCAGAACAACUCUGCUGCGGGGAGACCGAGUGCCGAGAGGAACCGGCUGCAGAUGGAAUUCAGCAUGGCCAUGGGCACCCUGAUCUCUGAGCUGGUGCAGGCCAUGCGCUGGGACUGGGCCACGAGACCCGGAAGCUCUGCACGGUCCUCGGGUUCCAUCUUCCAGCCUCAGCCAGCAGCAGCGGCCAGCUCAGGGUUCCCACGCCCCCAGCCCCGGCGCACCUUCCGGAGGUCAAGGCGGUUUCGCCCCCGCAAUGAGUUUGCCAGUGGCAAUACCUAUGCCUUGUACGUGCGGGACAUGCUGCAGCCGGGGAUGCGGGUGCGCAUGCUGGAUAAUUACCAGGAGAUCAGUGCUGGGGAUGAGGGCGAGUUCCGGCAGAGCAACAGCGGCGUGCCCCCUGUGCAGGUGUUGUGGGAAUCUACAGGCCGGACCUACUGGGUACACUGGCACAUGCUAGAGAUUUUGGGGUUUGAGGAAGACAUUGAGGAUGUGGUCGAGGUUGAUGAGCGCCAAGGGGCAGUGAUCAAUGGAGCCCUGGGCGGAGGCCUGCCUUGCUGGCGCUGGAGGCCCAUGAGUGAGCUCUACGCCGUGCCCUACGUGGCGCCCGAGGAGGCGGACAUCGAGGAGAGCGAGCACUUGGCCCAGGCCGAGUGGUGGGAGCUCCUCUUCUUCAUCAAGAAACUGGACAGGUCUGACAUUCAGCAAGUCGUGCAGAUCCUGCAGGACAACCUGGACGGGGAGCACGUUCUGGAUGAAGAGAUCCUGCCUGAACUGACUGUACCCAUUGAGUUGGCCCAGGACCUGCUGCUGUCUCUGCCUCAGAAACUUGAUGACAGUGCCCUCAGGGACCUGCUCAACUGUCAUAUCUACAGGAAGUAUGGGCCCGAAGCUCUGGCAGGGCAGCUGGCCUACCCAUCCUUUCUAGAAGCCCGGCAAGAUGUGCUCCUGCUGAAAUCUCAGGCCCAGCUGCAGGAGUCAGAAGGUGCAGCUGAAGUGAAAGCAAACCCCCCAUCUCAGAGUGCCAGUCCUGCCCUGCAGCAUCUGGUGGAGGCUCUGGGCUCAUCGGGGAAGCUCCUUGUGGAUCUGGAGCGAGCCCUCAGCUGCGACGCGCCCCAGGAGAGCGAGGUCAAGCCAUGCUUACUGCGGCUCCAGCGGCAGCCCCAGCCCUUCCUCACCCUGAUGCAGAGCCUGGACACUUCAGCCACCAACAAAACCCUGCAUCUGACUGUCCUGAGCAUCCUGACGAAACUGGUGGACUACCCCGAGGCCCUGCUGCUGCCCUGGCACGAGCCCAUGGAUGCCUGCAUGGUCUGCCUGAGGUCCCCCAAUACUGACCGAGAGGUGCUCCAGCAGCUCAUCUUCUUCCUACACCGCUUGACCUCGGCGAGCAGGGACUACGCUGUGAUACUGAACCAGCUGGGGGCGCGGGAGGCCAUCUCGAAGGCCCUGGAAAAGCACCUGGGGAAGCUGGAGCUGGCGCAGGAGCUGAGGGACAUGGUGUUCAAGUGUGAGAAGCACGCCCACCUCUACCGGAAGCUCACCACCAACAUCCUGGGCGGCUGCAUCCAGAUGGCACUGGGCCAGAUCGAAGACCACCGACGAACCCACCGGCCCAUCAACAUCCCCUUCUUUGAUGUGUUCCUCAGAUACCUGUGCCAGGGUUCCAGUGUGGAAACGAAGGAGAACAAGUGCUGGGAGAAGGUGGAGGUGUCCUCCAACCCUCACCGGGCCAGCAAGCUGACCGACCGCAACCCCAAGACCUACUGGGAGUCCAGCGGCAGCGCUGGCUCCCACUGCAUCACCUUGCACAUGCGCCGAGGUGUCCUCGUCAGGCAGCUGACUAUGCUGGUGGCCGGAGAGGAUGCCAGCUACAUGCCAGCGCGGGUGGUAGUGUGCGGGGGCAACAGCACCAGUGCUGUGAACACAGAACUCAACUCGGUGAACGUGAUGCCCUGUGCCAGCCGGGUGACCCUCCUGGAAAACCUGACCUGCUUCUGGCCCGUCAUCCAGAUUCGCAUAAAGCGCUGCCAGCAGGGUGGCAUCGACACACGCAUCCGGGGACUGGAGGUCCUGGGCCCCAAGCCCACCUUCUGGCCGGUGUUCCGGGAGCAGCUUUGUCGGCACACACGCCUCUUCUACAUGGUUCGGGCCCAGGCCUGGAGCCAGGACAUAGCAGAGGACCGCAGGAGCCUCCUGCACCUGAGUUCUAGGCUCAAUGGGGCUCUACGCCAGGAGCAGAAUUUUGCUGAUCGCUUCCUUCCUGAUGACGAGGCUGCCCAGGCGCUGGGCAAAACCUGCUGGGAGGCCCUGGUCAGCCCCCUGGUGCAGAACAUCACCACUGCCGAUGAGGACGGCAAGAGCCCCCUGGGCUGGCUGCUGGACCAGUACCUGGAGUGCCGGGAAGCCGCCCGCAACUCCCAGAGCCGGGCGGCGGCCUUUUCGGCGCGGGUACGCCGCCUCACCCACCUGCUGGUGCACGUGGAUCCCUGCGAGAAAGCCCCUCCCGUGGUGGCCAUCCCUCAGCCCAAGGGCAGAACCAGAAGCCAUGACUGGAGCUCCUUGGUCACCCGGGGCCUCCCGAGCAGUAUCAUGAGAAACCUGACCCGCUGCUGGCACACUGUGGUGGAGGAGCAGGUGAACAACUUCCUAACCUCAUACUGGCGGGAUGAUGACUUCGUACCCCGCUAUUGCGAGCACUUUUAUAACCUGCAGAAGUCCAGCUCUGAGCUGUUUGGGCCGCGGGCAGCUUUCCUGCAGGCGCUGAAGCAAGGGUGUGCUGGGGCCUUGCUGAGGCUCCCUUUCCUCAGAGCUGCCCACGUGACUGAGCAGUUCGCCAGGCACAUUGACCAGCGGAUCCAGGGCAGCCGGAUGGGUGGAGCCCGGGGAUUAGAGAUGCUGGCCCAGUUACAGCGAUGCCUGGAAACGGUCUUAAUUUUCUCCGGCCUAGAAAUAGCCACCACUUUUGAGCAUUACUACCAACACUACAUGGCAGACCGUCUCCUGAGCGUGGGCUCGAGCUGGCUGGAGGGCGCUGUGCUGGAGCAGAUUGAUCCCUGCUUCCCCAACCGCCUCCCCCAGCAGAUGCUGCAGAGCCUGAGCACCUCUGAGGAGCUGCAGCGGCAGUUCCACGUCUACCAGCUUCAGCAGCUGGACGAGGAACUCCUGAAGCUGGAUGACACCGAGAAGAAAAUACAGGUGGACCAUGAGGACACUAGCAAAGAGCAGGAGAGUGAGAAGAAAGGGAAUGUUGGUGCCACAGCAGCAGAGGUGGCCAUGGCAGACGGCGAGGAGGAGGAGGAGGAAGAGGAGGAGGAGGAACUCUACGGAGAGGGUGACAUGCCAGAAAUAUCUGUGCUUGUCCUGUCUCCACGCUGCUGGCCUGUUGCCUCCAUCUGCCACACUCUGAACCUCAGAACCUGCCUUCCCUCUUACCUGAGGGCCACUCUGGACCGAUACUCUAACUUCUACAGUAAGAGCCAGAGCCACCCUGUGUUAGAGCGAGGUCCGCAGACACAAUUACAGUGGACGUGGCUGGGCCGGGCUGAGCUUCAGUAUGGGGAGCAGAUUCUGCAUGUGUCCACAGUCCAGAUGUGGCUGCUGCUGCAUCUCAACGAUCUGAAGGUGGCGUCUAUCGAGAGCCUGCGGGGUCUCUCCGGGCUCCCUCUCGAUGUGCUGAAUCAGGCUGUUGUGCCUCUCACCUCAUCGAGAGGCCCUCUGGACCUUCAGGAGCAGGACGCAGUGGGAGGAGUGCUCAAGGUUAGAGAUGACAGUGAGGAACCCAGGCCACGGAGGGGCAACGUGUGGCUCAUCCCACCUCAGACAUACAUGAAAGCUGAGGACGAAGAGGGCCGGAAUUUCGAGAAGAGAUGGAACCUUUUAAAUUGCCUUGUCGUCCGAAUCCUCAAGGCCCAUGGGGACGAGGGGCUACACAUUGACCGGCUUGUCUGUCUGGUGCUGGAGGCUUGGCAGAAGGGCCCAUGUCCUCCCAGAAAUUUGGUCAGCAGCCUUGGCAGGGGGUCUGUAUGUGGCAGCACUGAUGUCCUCUCCUGCAUCCUGCACCUACUGGGCAAGGGCACUCUGAGACGCCACGAUGACCGGCCCCAGGUGCUGUCCUAUGCAGUCCCUGUGACUGUGAUGGAGCCCCACACUGAGUCUCUGAACCCCAGCUCCUCGGGCCCCAACCCACCCCUCACCUUCCACACCCUGCAGAUUCGUUCCCGGGGUGUGCCCUAUGCCUCCUCCACUGGCACCCAGAGCUUCUCCACCUUCCGAUAGCCCUGGAGAUGGGGUCCAGGGUGGCCAGUGCUUUCUACAGAAAUAAAACACAGGAAUUUGA